GGAUCUGUCAGAUCUGACAGAAGCAGCAAAAGCGGGUUGGGUUUAUUCUAAAUGUCAUCUCCAAGAUAAAUAUAAUUCUGCUGUGAGUGUAAUUGUUCUUAUCCAGAGAGUAUUUUCGGUGUCCUCCAGUUCUUCGCACAUUGUCUUAAGCAGCAGCAAAGAUGUUGGCCCUAAUGAACAGAAUACUGGAUUGGUUCCGAAGUCUCUUCUGGAAAGAGGAGAUGGAGUUGACACUGGUUGGUCUGCAGUACAGUGGAAAAACAACAUUCGUCAAUGUUAUUGCUUCUGGUCAAUUCAGUGAGGACAUGAUUCCCACUGUUGGCUUCAACAUGAGGAAGAUCACAAAGGGUAAUGUUACCAUCAAGGUUUGGGAUAUCGGCGGUCAGCCCAGGUUUAGGUCCAUGUGGGAGAGGUAUUGCCGAGGCGUCAAUGCCAUUGUGUACAUGGUUGAUGCUGCGGACUCAGAUAAAAUAGAAGCCAGUAGAAAUGAAUUGCACAAUUUAUUAGAUAAGCCCCAAUUAGCAGGCAUUCCAGUUUUAGUUUUGGGCAACAAAAGGGAUUUGCCUCAUGCAUUAGAUGAAAAUGGACUUAUUGAACGAAUGAACUUAUCCGCGAUACAGGACAGGGAGAUCUGCUGCUACUCGAUUUCCUGCAAGGAGAAGGACAACAUCGACAUAACCCUGCAAUGGUUGAUCGCGCAUUCGAAAUCCGGGAUGCGCUAAGGAUUCUUAAUCUGAGAUUCAGUUUAACCAAAACCCUCUAUAUAAUUUUCUUUUCUUCUUCUUGUUCUCUCGUCCUUCGUUUUAAUUUUAGUCCCCCCCAAAAAAAACACAUCUCCUUUU
This is a messenger RNA of Nicrophorus vespilloides, 842 nucleotides long. It is a transcript of the gene Arl8, whose product is annotated as ADP-ribosylation factor-like protein 8. Gene Ontology annotation, molecular function: GTPase activity; GTP binding. Gene Ontology annotation, cellular component: lysosomal membrane. The transcript has 4 exons. NCBI's taxonomy places the organism in Eukaryota, Metazoa, Arthropoda, Insecta, Coleoptera, Silphidae. The coding region runs from base 162 to 722 and encodes 186 amino acids. Gene Ontology annotation, biological process: protein transport; anterograde axonal transport. The record is from RefSeq and is a predicted model, not a curated record.